AUGUGGCAUUUGUUGCAGCCGUUGCAGAAACGCCAGAGAACCGUGGAGGAUUUCAACCAGUUCUGCACCUUCGUUUUGGCCUACGCAGGUUACAUCCCCUACCCUGAAGAGCCCUGGACUCACAGAGGCAGCAUGAGUCCCCAGAACAGCACAGGGAGUACUCAGGACAGUGAUAGCUGGGCCUCGUCCCACUCCUCUGACUGCCACAUCCUGAUGGAUGACAGGAGGAGCAGCUUCUAUGACGUCCAGCCCCAGCAAACCAAACGGAAGAAACCACCAGCAAAGAAACUCGUUUUGGAGCAGGAGGUGGAGAAUAGCGUGCCACUGAGUGUGGGGAAGGGCUUUGGGGCAGAGCAGGAUGAGGUGAAGGAGCCGGCUGUGCUGGAGGGACAGCUGCCUCCUGUGAAAGAGCAGCUCUUGGAGCCUUCCCUCAACCUGGCUGGGGACACCCAGCCCAGCUCCCUCCUGGAGGAGCUGAUGAAGGCCGAGAAGGACUGGAUGCAUGGAGCGCAGGGGACCGAGAAGCCAGCAGGAGAUGAUCCUCAGCUAAAGGAGCAUGACCCCUGCUCUGGAGGGAGGAAAAGCCCCAGUACCUGCAGUACCUUGGACCAAAGCGAAGGGGAAGAUGUGAGCCGAGGGAGCUCACAGCUUAGUGCGGUCGAAUUCCCAGCAGCUCCCAACACCAAAGCAGAAGACGACGACGCCUGGGAUCUGAUCACCUGCUUCUGCUUGAAGCCCUUCGCGGGGAGGCCCAUGAUCGAAUGCAACGAAUGCGCUACCUGGAUCCACCUCUCUUGUGCCAAGAUCCGCAAGUCCAACGUGCCUGAGGUUUUCAUCUGCCAGCGCUGCCGCGACGCCAAGCAGGAGAUUCGCCGCUCGAACCGAGCGCGGACGGUGCCCCGCAAGCGCUUCUGUGACUGA
Molecule: messenger RNA, 921 nt
Organism: Merops nubicus (carmine bee-eater)
Lineage: Eukaryota; Metazoa; Chordata; Aves; Coraciiformes; Meropidae
Product: PHD finger protein 13-like
Exons: 5
Coding region: 1-921 (306 amino acids)
Biological process (GO): mitotic chromosome condensation
Molecular function (GO): chromatin binding
Source: RefSeq, a predicted model, not a curated record